AAUCCACACUCUAUUUCAAAUCAAAAGCCAUGAACACAAAACCAUCCACUUUCCUCUUCUCUCUCCUCCUUCUCCUCCGCCUCCUCGCCGCCACUUCCGGCGGCUCCCUCCGCAUCUUCCACAUUUCCACCCACUCCAAGCCGCUGUCAUGGGCCGACGAAGUACUCCAAAUGCAGGCCAAGGACGAAUCUCGUCUCCAGCUACUCUCCUCCCUCGUCGCCCGCCGCUCCGACGUGCCCAUCGCCUCCGGCCGCCAGGUGAUCCAGAGCCCGUCGUACGUGGUCCGGGCAAGCAUCGGAACCCCUGCCCAGACGCUGCUAUUGGCCCUGGAUACCAGCAACGACGCCACGUGGAUUCCGUGUUCCGGCUGCGUGGGCUGCCCGGGAACCUCCGUUUUCUCCUCUGAUCAAUCCUCCUCCUUCCGGCCGCUCCCCUGCCAGUCCCCGCAAUGCAGCCAGGUACCGAACCCCAGUUGCGGUACCAGCGCGUGCGGUUUCAACAUGACAUACGGCAGCUCGACGGUGGCGGCGGAUCUGGUUCAAGACAACAUAACGCUGGCGAGGGACUCAGUUCCGGCGUUCACAUUCGGGUGCAUCACCAAGGCCACCGGGAGCUCAGUGCCGCCGCAGGGGCUGUUGGGGCUGGGCCGUGGCUCAUUGUCGCUCUUGUCGCAGACCCAGAGUCUGUACCAGUCCACAUUCUCCUACUGCCUUCCCAGCUUCAAAUCGGCUAGCUUUUCUGGGUCGUUGCGGCUCGGGCCAGUGGCUCAGCCUAAGAGGAUUAAGUACACGCCGCUCCUCCGCAACCCGAGACGGUCGUCGUUGUAUUAUGUCAAUUUGAUCGCGAUUAGAGUCGGUAGUAAAGUCGUCAAUAUUCCUUCUAGUGCAUUCACUUUUAACACCGCCACCGGCUCCGGCACCAUCAUUGAUUCUGGAACGACGUUCACAAGACUAGUGGCGCCGGCGUACACUGCGGUGAGGGACGAGUUCCAGCGAAGAGUAGGCAAUGCAACCGUCUCAUCUCUUGGUGGCUUCGACACUUGCUACACCGUCCCCAUCGUCUCCCCCACCAUAACCUUCAUGUUCGACGCAAUGAACGUCACUCUCCCACCGGACAACUUCCUCAUCCACAGCACCGCCGGAUCCACCACCUGCCUCGCCAUGGCCUCGGCGCCCGACAAUGUCAACUCUGUCCUCAACGUUAUUGCCAACAUGCAGCAACAAAACCACCGUAUCGUCUUCGACAUUCCCAAUUCUCGUGUCGGUGUCGCCCGCGAACCGUGCUCUUAGAACGUGUCAUCUCCGAUUCCGGUGAUGUUUUACUUUCGGAGGUCUUAGGAUAAGAGUGUCCGGUCAUGGUUUGAGUUGGUGAAGGGGAAGGGGGUAAAAUCGUAAUUUUGAAUUGGUGUUGAAUUGAAAAAGAGUGUUUUAUGGUUGUGUUAUUGUGUUUCUUUUUA
Messenger RNA from Cucurbita maxima (winter squash), 1456 nucleotides. RefSeq names its product aspartyl protease AED3-like. Gene Ontology annotation, molecular function: aspartic-type endopeptidase activity. Gene Ontology annotation, biological process: proteolysis. NCBI's taxonomy places the organism in Eukaryota, Viridiplantae, Streptophyta, Magnoliopsida, Cucurbitales, Cucurbitaceae. The record is from RefSeq and is a predicted model, not a curated record. The transcript has 3 exons. The coding region runs from base 30 to 1289 and encodes 419 amino acids.